Messenger RNA from Sardina pilchardus (European sardine), 1837 nucleotides. It is a transcript of the gene eeig1a, whose product is annotated as estrogen-induced osteoclastogenesis regulator 1a. The transcript is spliced from 12 exons. NCBI's taxonomy places the organism in Eukaryota, Metazoa, Chordata, Actinopteri, Clupeiformes, Clupeidae. Bases 591 to 1715 code for a protein of 374 amino acids. The record is from RefSeq and is a predicted model, not a curated record.
UUAGGCAAUCAGCCGAAUAGUAAUUCACUUUCAAUGUUUUUUUCUUUUGAUGUCACGAUGAAAAAGUUUAGUUGAAUCUUUCCCCUUUUUCACAAAAGCGGUUGCCACAUCAGUGAGGUAUAACACUAUUUUGGAUUGCCUUGUGCUUGUUUUGAAAGUGUUUACAGAAAGGGUAUAGCCCUAUUUUACAGGCGUUGAACACACUGCAGACUUUUCCUUCCGUGCAACAUAGUAGCAGCAGCGCUGUUACCCCAGUUGUAUGCGCGAAGAACAGUCUUCAACAGUCUUCAAUGGUGUACGGAGAAAGACUGAAACAAUCGAGUGCAGCAGUAGAUUGUCAGUGGAGCUCUAUCACUACUACAAGCAAGACAUACGCAAGCUGAUGGUCCCGGAGGAGGCAUUCUCCGUUGGCGACAGGAGAUGCGGAUGAAACAAGUGAUAAGACAGAAGAACUUUCAAGCCCCGGACUGAUUGCUGUUGUAGCCUAGGCACUGGCAAUGCUCGUCAUAAAGUUACAUUUUACGCGUUAAAGCCCCUCUGUUUUACUAUUUUGGUUGACGCACUACGCCUCAGCCCAAGUCCACAGACCAAUGGCUUUUCUAAUAAAGAAGAAGAAAUUUAAGUUUCAGACGCAUUUCACGCUCGAAGAACUGACAGCCGUGCCUUUUGUGAACGGGGUUCUAUUCUGCAAAAUCAGACUGUUGGACGGUGGAGACUUUGCCAAAUCGUCCUCAAGGGAGGAGGUGCAGGAGAAUUGUGUUCGCUGGAAGAAGAGGUUCUCCUUCGUCUGCAAGAUGAGCGCCAACCCCACCACUGGUAUCCUGGACCCGUGUGCUUGCAGGGUCUCUGUUCGAAAGGAGUUGAAGGGAGGAAAGGCGUAUGUAAAGCUGGGCUUUGCAGAUCUGAACUUGGCGGAGUUUGCUGGAUCAGGCUCCACUGUGCGCUGCUGUUUGCUGGAGGGCUACGACACCAAGAACACUCGACAGGACAACUCCAUACUGAAAGUGACCAUUGGAAUGACCCUGUUGUCUGGAGAUCCGUGUUUUAAGACCCCUCCCAGCACGGCCAGGUCCAUCGCGGUGUCGGGCAGAGACACGUCCCUGCAGCUGGACUGUAAGGGGGAGGGGACGGGCGCCGAGAUGCCGUCACGCCUGGCCAAGCAGCGGCCCUCGGUGCUCAGCACAGGUCUACCAGAGGAGGGGGAGCUGAGUGCCUCCAGUCCAGAUGAGUCCUUCCACACGGGUCACUCCAGAAACUCCAGCUACGCAAGCCAGCAGAGCAAGCUCUCGGGUUACAGCACAGAGCACUCGUGCUCGUCCAGCCUGUCUGACCUGACGCACCGCAGGAACACCUCCACAGGGAGCAGCGCGUCGGGGGGGUUCAGCCACAGCACAGACACCCCCCCAGAGGGAGAGCUGCGCCCAGAGAGACCCCCCCGGCCCCCCCGACCCGUGCUCCCCACCAACAGGCCCCCCAGGAGGAAGCAGGACUCGGUGGAGAGCCACCCCUCGUGGGUGAACGACACCCGCAUGGACGCUGACGACAUCGUGGAGAAGAUUGUCCAGAGUCAGAACUUUGCUGACAUCAGCAACACUGAAGACAGCAACCUGCGUCUGUUCGUCAGCAGGGACGGCACGACCGCUCUGAGUGGCAUUCAGCUGGGCAACAGGGGGACCGCUGGCGUGUACGAGCCCGUGGUGAUCGAGACCCAUUAGGCUCCAGAGGGUCCAGCUGGGACGCUGAGACAUGUCAGUCAGCACCAGAACCACUGGACCUGGUUGUCUGUCUGUCUGACUCACUGUCUGUCUGUCUCUGUCUGUCUUUCUGUCUAACUGAC